AUGGGAAGUGAUAAUUCAAAGGCUAAAGCUUAAAAAAAAUAAAAUCCUCCUUAAAAUUCUGCUCCAAAGCCUCCUCCAAAGAGAAAACCACAAGAGGAGAAUAAUUGGAUGUAUGAUUUGAUUUUACAAUAUUUGGCAUCGCCUGUCUGGAGAAACCCAAUAUCAGACUUUUUGGAUGAGCAUUGCAUCAUUUUUGAUGAUGAAGAAGAGAACAAAAUUGUUUACUAAGAAAUUCAUAAGAAAUUCAAAAAUAUGAUUGAAGCUAUGAUGGAAUAGUUAAUGUAGGAUAUAGGUGUUGAUGAUGAAGAAUACUUGAGAAAAGUAAUAGAAAUAGGAUUGAAAAAUAAAAAACAUAAAAAGUAUUUUGAAUAGCUGCUGGUUGUUGAAAAUUUCUUAGUUUUUAAGAAAUUAAUGUUAAAGAGAAAUAAGGAGUUAGAAUAUGAAGCAUUGAAAGAGUUAUAAAAAAUUGACGGAGGAAAAAAUCUUGAAAUGGAUCUCAAGGUUAAAUAAGCUGAAUUGGAAAAAGAGAGAAUGGAAAUAGAACAUGCUGUUGCAAUGUCAAUUGCUGUAGAAUAGGAAAAGAGCAAACUUUAAAUUCAAGAAGAGGAAGAACUUUAAGAAGCAAUUAAAAUGAGUUAAAAAUUAUUUGAACAAUAGUAAUCUGAAAUAUUAAAAAGUAAUGUGGAAUAGCAAAACUAAUUGCACCAGUAGCCUUAAGCCUCUUAAUAAUAAUAACCAAUAGUACCAGAUUAGAAGGUCGAAUCUAUUUUGAUAUUUGAAGAUGAUGGAUUACCAGAUAAGAAUCCACCAAUUGUUGUUGAAUAACAAUAGUAAUAAGUAGAAGUGAAAAAUGAACCAAAAUAAUAAAGAGUUAGAGAUCCUCUGCCUUAGAUUGUUUAAGAAAAAAAAGAAGUACUGAGUUUAGCUUAAGAGAGAGAAGCAUUAAUGAAUCAGGGAAAUCAAUUAAAAGAGAACCUCAAAGAAAUAGAAGAAACAUUUAAGCAAAAUAUGAAGAACUAAUAAGAUUAAGAGACCUUGGAAUAAAGGAAAUUAAGGUUGUAAUAAUAAAGAGAAUUAAUCAAAUAAAAGAAAAUGAAGGAAAGAAAGGAUGAAAUUGAGUAAUACAAAGCUAUUGGUGAUUAAGAUAAACCAGCCUAAGAUUUACACGACAAAGAAAAAGGACCUCUAGUUGUUGAUAUGAAUGAUUUUGUGGCUGAUUAAAAGCGAGCAUAAGAGCUUGAACUUAAAAAGCAAGAGUUACGAAAGAGAGCAGAACUAUUACGAAAGAUCAAAUAAGACGCAUAAUAAUAAGAACAAAGUUGAAUAGUAGAUUUAUAAUAAUAAAUAGCAAUUAUGUUCAUUGUU
Paramecium tetraurelia is the source of this 1365-nucleotide messenger RNA. RefSeq lists its product as uncharacterized. NCBI's taxonomy places the organism in Eukaryota, Ciliophora, Oligohymenophorea, Peniculida, Parameciidae. The transcript is spliced from 8 exons. Gene Ontology annotation, cellular component: ciliary base; axoneme. The record is from RefSeq and is a predicted model, not a curated record.